Molecule: messenger RNA, 1503 nt
Organism: Triticum turgidum subsp. durum (durum wheat)
Lineage: Eukaryota; Viridiplantae; Streptophyta; Magnoliopsida; Poales; Poaceae
Source: the annotation of a GenBank genome assembly
AUGAUACGGGGCGCUCGCGCACCUCCCCUCCGAGUAGCCCGGCUGUUCUGGCCUUCCCGCCGCCUAUGCGGCGACGAUUCAAGAACCGGUGUCGAGGCGCCCGGCACUGGGCAGCAGGAUGAUGGCUGCAUUCUGGAGAGAGAGGGCGAGGCGGGCCUAGAUCCGUCGACCGUUACGCCCGAAGUGCUCCUCCGCAUGCCGCCGCCGCCGCCCCUGCCCGGCCGGCCGGAGAGCGGCGACUAUGAUGCCGAAAAUUUGUCCUCUGGUUCCGUUUCCAGGCGGAGGCCCCGUGAGGAAUUGAGACUGGCAGAUAGGAUUCUCAAGGUACUGCUGCAGGAUGGCCCGGGGUUCAGCGCCCGCAAGGCGCUCGACGAAAUGAACCUGAAGGUGACCAACGAGCUGGUCAGACAGGUGAUGUUCAAGUUUGUUGUGUCUGUUGAUAGUGUCAACCGGGAGAGGUACCCGAGGCUGGCGUACAAGUUCUUCGUGUGGGCAGGGCAGCAGGAUGGGUACCGCCAUAACACGAGCAUGUACAACCUCGUUAUGAAGGUCUUUGCCGAGUGCGGGGAGGUUAAGGCGAUGUGGCGGCUGCUUGAGGAGAUGACGGAGAUUGGGCUGCCUGUCUCUGCUCGUACAUUCCACAUUUUGAUAUGCACAUGUGGGCAGGCUGGGUUGAGGCGGAGGCUGGUGGAAAGGUUCAUCAAGUCAAGUAGUUUCAACUACCGCCCGUUCAGGAGUUCGUUCAAUGCGAUAUUGCACACGCUCCUGACGAUCAAACAGUACUCUUUGAUCGAAUGGGUUCACCAGAAAAUGGUAACGGAGGGGCACACUCCUGAUGUAUUGACAUACAAUGUGGUCAUGCGUGCAAAGUAUUUGCUCGGGAAAUUGGAUCAGUUCCAUAGAUUGCUUGAUGAGAUGGGAAAGAAUGGGCUUACGCCUGACCUUCAUACUUACAAUCUCUUGCUUCAUGUGCUUGGUAAAGGAGACAAACCGCUUGCAGCUCUCAAUUUACUGAACUAUAUGAGUGAUGUUGGUUGUGUGCCAAGUGUGCUCCAUUUCACAAACUUGAUAGAUGGUCUUAGCCGUGCUGGUAACCUAGAAGCUUGCAGGUAUUUCUUUGAUGAGAUGGUGAAGAAAGGGUGUGAACCGGAUGCUGUCUGCUACACUGUUAUGAUUACAGGCUAUGUGGCAGCCGCAGAAUUUGAGGAAGCCCAGAAGUUGUUUGAUGAUAUGUUGGUGAGAGGGAAGCUUCCGAAUGUGUACACAUACAAUUCAAUGAUACGCGGGCUUUGCAUAGUAGGUGAGUUUGAUAAAGCUUGCUCUAUGCUGAAGGAUAUGGACUUGCACGGAUGCACACCAAACUUCUCAGUGUAUAGUACUUUAGUGUGUAGAUUGCGAAAUGCUGGAAAGGAUUCUGAAGCUAAUCAUGUUAUUAAGUACAUGACAAAGAAAGGCCAAUAUCUUCAUUUGUUGUCAAGGUUUGGGGGAUAUAGAAGAUGCUGA